GUCUGGACGGGGAGGGGAGUCGUCUGCCUUCCGCUUCUCGGCUGGAUUGACACACAAUGAGGAGCCGAGGCAGGGUGGACGCUCCACAAACGCCGCCGUAAAUAAAUACAACAACCACUUGAGGCCGGAGAAACAUGGAGAAUCAGUGCACAGUGCAGGUGAAGCUGGAGUUGGGCCACAGAGCUCAGCUGAGGAAGAAGGUAACAUCAGAAGGUUUCACCCACGACUGGAUGGUUUUUGUCCGAGGGCCAGAGAAUGGCGACAUCCAGCACUUUGUAGACAAGGUUGUCUUCCGCCUGCAUGAGAGCUUCCCAAAACCUAAGAGAGUAUGCAAGGAGCCUCCGUACAAAGUGGAGGAGUCAGGCUACGCAGGUUUCCUCAUGCUUAUUGAGGUUUACUUCAAAAACAGGGAGGAGCCAAAAAAGGUGUGUUUCAACUAUGACCUAUUCCUAAAUCUGGAAGGAAACCCACCUGUCAACCACCUUCGCUGUGAGAAGCUCACCUUCAACAACCCCACCAAAGAUUUCAGGAAAAAGCUGAUCAAAGCUGGAGGGGUACUGGUGGUUCCAGAGGUGGCUGAAGCGGUGUCGAGGCCCAGUCCAGACUACCCAAUCCUGCCCACCAUCCCCCUCUCAGCAUUCUCAGAUCCCAAGAAGACCAAGUCCUCUCAUGUGUCAAAGGAACCCAGCAAAGAAGGGGGCGGCGGUAGCAGCAAAGGGGUCAAACCGCACAAAAUGACCAAGGAGCACCGUGAAAGACCCCGGAAAGACUCUGAGAGCAAAGCCACAUCAAAAGGGGACACUGACAGAGAUGGAAGCAGCAAGAGCGGACGCGGCGACUCCUCAUCCUCGUCUUCGAAAAAGCCAUCAGAUAUCAAAGUUAAAGACGAAGUAAAAGUCCCACCCAAGGCAGCCUUUAAGGAGCCCAAGCUCACCCUGAAGGAGUCAAAGAUGGAGGGCAUGUCUCCGAAAGGAGGCGGGGCUGGGAGUGGUGGAGGAGGUGGUGGGGGAGGAGGAGGAGGGGGUCCUGCAGAAUCCAAAGCCCCUGGAAAAAGACCCUCCACUGUGGAGUCUCCCAAACCUAGUGCCAAGAAGCAGAAAAAGGGCAGCUCUGAGGGGCCAAAAGGCCAAGCUGGUGGUUCUUUCACUGGUUCCCCUCGUGUGUCCUCGUCGUCUACCACUAACCAGCCCUACCCAGAUAAGAAACACUCCAAGGAAAAAGGUCGCUGGGCAAAAGGCAAAAAUGACACACAGGAUUUGAAGGAACCCAAAAAACUUCCCGAGUCUGAAGAGUCCAAUACAGAUGAUGAAGCCUCUUCAAAUUCCGAGCAAUCAGCGCCUUCUAAUCCUUCGAACUCAAGUUCCAGCUCAGACUCCAGCUCUGACUCAGACUUUGAGCCGGUACAGAAAGAAGGAAAAGGUCCCCUGCGUUCCAUGGUGGAAAAUACCGAGUUAGAAGAGUCGGACGAUGACGACAGCAGCUCGGAGGAGGAGACCCCUGUUAAGACUAACCCCCCCAACCGUGACUCUCGACUCAGCCUGAACAGCGAGAGUGACAGCAGUGACGGCUCGCACCGCCCCAGUCGAGACCCUGCGCCACCCCCACAGAAACACAGCUCCUCCAAUAACAAAGUGUCAGGCAGGAAGAGUCCAGACUCUUCUUUCCGUUCUGAUAAGGUGUUGAAGAAGGGAUACGACAAGGUAGGAAGGGCCUACACAGAAGAAUUAGUUGACCUCCAUCGCAGACUGAUGGCUUUAAGAGAACGUAACAUCCUACAGCAGAUUGUCAACCUGAUCGAGGAGACGGGCCACUUCAACGUGACCAACACCACCUUUGACUUUGACCUCUUUUCACUGGACGAGUCCACCGUCCGCAAACUACAGAGCUACCUGGAGGCGACGGCCACGUGACAGCGAGUGGCGCGGACAGCUGAGGAGGAGGUCGCGACGUCUCCCCGAGGAGACCGGAGGCCAGACUGAAUCACUGAACAACAACAACACACACACACAAACACUGCGCAGGAACAAAGAAGCACACACACGAAGAUGCUGCACCUUCACAUGACGCCGGCAAAGGAGCAGCAGUGAAGAGGAGGAAGGCGUGAUCGAGAGAGUUGAGACCGGAAGUGAACUCCAUCUACCAGUUUUUUCUUUGGUGCAGACCUGUGGAAUGCACCUCCACUCUCUCCUCUUUGCACUCAUGCUGCUUUCCUCUAAACCACACCUCGUCCUUCUGGCCCCAAUUUACACUCCUUACUGGGCAGAUCACUCCACCUUGAGCUGGAUGUUGUCUUCAUCAUGACUGACUCGUCUUCUAGGCACAGAAAGUCGGUGCAUGGCUCCCAUCUUCACACUGAACAUGUCACAAGUGUGCGUUUGGAUGACAUUUCUCUGCUGUCCUGACAUCUGAACACACGUUUUCCCCUUGCACUGAAAACUGAGUCGUGACCUCCCGCCAGCAGCCACCCUCCUCCUCGACUAUCUCCAUCCCUCCUCUGCAGCCUCCCACGUUGGCGUGCACCAAAGGGCUCCGCCGCUGGCUGCCGCCGGCCACUCCUGAUUUGCCUUCCGGUGGCGUUCAAGGUGGGCUAGCAAACAACACAAAGUAGCCAUAUUCGUCUCCCGGGAAUCCAAAAAUAAGGAAAAGUAGGGGCCAACUUUUCCCUCUCCCCCUUUUUUUACAUUUUAUUUUUCUACAAUUGUCUUUGUUUCUACUCCCGGAUUUGCGGUAAAUGACCUGUGAGCUAUGAAUGUAUAUGGCUUUUAUUUUUCUACGCCCAGCAACAAGCCCACUCUAGUGCCUUUCUGCAGCGUGAGGUGGGUGUUCCACAACCCCCUGCUCGCCUGGGCGGGGGGCGGCAAGUGUUAAUUGGGCUGCCUGAAUAUCCAGUAUUGUCUUAAUGGCUUCCUUUCUCUUCCUCAGUGUCCUUGUAGGCUGUUGACCCCUCCACUUAGCGUCCCUUAUUAUCAUCAUUCCUGUAGGAACCGUAGAAUGUUGAACAGGUGAUCACGUUUUUGCUUUCUGCCGCUAGAUCAGUGUUUUCCUUGGGGGGGAGGGGGGGUACGUUAUAUGACUUAGCUGUAGUAACUGUUGGUUCGGGCUGCUGUGUGACGGACAUUUUAAGGCUCCAGGAUAGUAAACAGCAAUGAUCUCCUUGCUGGAGAUGUACAGUGAGAGUGACGACUUAAAGCGGUCUCGUUAAAGCCAGAGCGUGUGAGUCAUCUUCAGCGUUGCUAAAAUGGUGCAUCUUAAACAUGCCAGCGAUAACGUAGCUAAAGAAGAGUUGCCCGCUAGACUUCCUCUGCUUAUACUCGGGUCACGUACACAACAAAAUAUGUCUAAGUAGUCUAAUUGCACACGUUGCAACUCAAUCCGUUUUUUAUUUAUGUAAACUUUUUCUCACCACCCCACCAGAAACAUCAGAACAUAUAACACAUGCACAUGGUGAUUGAAAGGGAACUCCCCCUUUCCAAAUACAUAUUCUUUGCUUAAAAAAUAGGGGCAUCCCAAUCCGAUAUUGAUAUCGGCUUGCAUCUGAAAUCUCUGAUACAAGCAGUCUUGUAGCGCGUUUACUUGUGCAAAGCUGAACAGCCAGUUAACAUCUAAAUGUCCUCCAAUAAGAACACAAAGUUGAUAUUUUCUUGUCAAUUGCAAAUGGUGAACACGGUAGGCUACUAGGAGUUUGCAGCUACACAACAGCUAAAGAUAGACGUACAAAAUAAGUGUUCUUAAUUGAACAAUAUUGCAGUCUCGAUGUACAUAAAUAUCAGAUAAUCAUAGUUGCAUUAUACUUAUAAAUAACCCUAACCCAAGCAGAAACGUAUCCUGCAACAUUCAACUUUGUAUUAUUGUGACCGCCAGAUGUCACCCAAAAACAAAUUAGCACUCCACUUCAAAAGCAUAAAUCUGUCAUAAGGUUAGUGUUUUUCAUACGUACCAUUGUUCUUUGAGUAAUUUCACUUCAUCAACCCUUUAACUAACAUUCCACUCUACGAAAUGAUGAUAGUAUGUACGGAUAAUUUGCGCUGAUAUAUUAGGAUAAUAUCGGUAUCGUAUCGGAAAUGGAAAAAGUUGUAUCAGAACACCUCUACUUAAAAACAGUGUUUCCCAUACAUACAUGUAUUUGUAACUGGCCACAAAUAGAUUAUGCGCGAGCCUGUCCACCCUAAUAAACAGUUGAUGGGGGCAGUCUGUAUAAUGUAUCAUUAUAAUGUGGCUCAUCCGUAUAACUUCGCACAGUAGGUGGCAGUAUACAUUUUAACUCUGCUUUUUGAUACAGAUGUAUCUCAAUAAAUCAGAUUAUAUUGUCACUACACACAUAGUGAAAUAUUUCAGCAAAAAAUGUAUUCAUAAUUUGGAUGAUUAUAGUUUACAGCAGGGAUAUUUUCAGCCAGCUGCUAAUUUUUUAGUUUUUUGUUAGCUUCUGACUAAUUUAACAUACCGUAAUUUCCGGACCAUAGAGAGCAGCCAAACAUAAGCCACACCAACCUACUUUUUGGCCAAAUUUUGUUUUGUACAUAUAUUGGCCGCACAAGUCUCCUUGAAUAACCCGCAGGUAUACAUAUUGAAACAUUAAAUAUUUACACAUGUGCUUAUGUUUAUUCACAUAUGUAACUAAAGACAGUGCCUGUAACAUGGCAUACUUCUCAAGCUGCGCGCUAUAACUGAUGACUUUGUUUUCCUCGGCAUGCACCGGUCCGACCUUUUGUGGCCCAUAAGUAGUGGUGGAUUUCUGUUCUGUGCAGCGGCUGUUUCCUUUUUCGAUGGCUGUGUCGAUCGUCUUUGGCGUUAGGGCUGCGUCUUGUGCAUUUCAUUGUUUCUUCUCUAUGAUGAGGGUGAGUCCAUAGUGUGCUAAAUAGCUAACUGACUGACUUGUGUGAGUGUGUUUAAUUUAAUAUGAACAAUUUCAGUGGUCUGAUGGGACCAGGCUAAAUUCAUUGGCGACACGCGAAGCUUGUGAAUACGAAAAAAUGCAUAAAUUAGCCACAGCAUUAUAUAAAGCAUAGGGUUCAAAGUGUGGGGAAAAAGUUGCGUCUUAUUAGUACAGACAUCACUGUAAUUCAUUAAUAAUAAGCUAUAUUAGUGAAUAUUACACUAAUUUGUUUGUCUUAUUCAAUAUUACACUAAUUUUCUUUGUCAAGGAUAACCCUAAGUUAAGAUGUGGAUGUUUUUUAGCAUAUACAUGACCUACAGUACGUUGGUACAAAAUGUAUCAAAGUGACUCCCGCAUCAAAGAUUAAUAUUGUAAAAUCAGGGUUGCUCCGAUCAGGGUUUUAUGCUGCCGAUUCCGUCAUUCAUGAGUAAGAUCGGCUGAUAUCGAUCAUAUGUAUUAACUGUACAGUUUUCCAUUUAUUUAUGGCGAGUGUUAUUGACAGUUUUAACAGAUCCCUUGUGUCCAGGGAAUGAAUCCCUGAAUUUGUAAACAUAAACAAAAUUGACACCAAAUAAAUAAGUGUCUAUAAUUACUCUUGUAUCAGUUAUAUACUGAUACUACCUCUGGUAUCGAUGCCACCAAUUUAUGGAUCUAUCCGACCCUCCUCUUAUGUGUCGUAUACUGACUGACAAUGCGGACACACCAACAGUUGUUAUGUUAUUCUAUUUACAGACUCUUAUUAAUGUACCUGUUAAUAUCUGCUUACUUUCUGCUGUAACGUGGUUCCAUCUACACUUCUUUUAAACUUUACUAAGCACUUAUUCCUUGGUGUUGUUUACAUCUAGCUUAGCGGUUAACUUAGAUAUUAGCAUGCCUGCUCCUGGCUUGCUGUCGAUGUGUAACAUGUUUAGCCUCGUCCUCCAUAAAGAAACUAGAAAUUGCAGUUUUAUUUCCAUAAUGGAGGUGAUUAUUAUUCAUUUAGGCCUGGGGACCAAAAAUAAAUAGUCAGAUGAGAUCGGUGCUUGUGAUCAGCAUUAAAGGGAAACUGCACUUUUUGGGGGGGGAAUUUUGCCUAUUACCGUAUUCACGAUCCUUGUGUAAGACAAGAGUAAAUGUUUUUUUAUGUAUUCUAAGUAGUUAAUAAAUGCGUGCAAAAGUCUGCUUACAACGGAGUCAAUUGGAGUUGCUCUAUUCCGCCUAUAAAGCGCUCUAAAAUAGUUCCAUCCUUUUAAAUACACACUAAGUACAUUCAUAGUAACAUGUAAUAUUUAUGUAUUUUGCUCAUUUUAAGCAUACAUUUCAUAGACGCAUCACAUUUGCUUUAUCCUUCGACAACUUCACUGAUCGCUGCUCACUGUAGACUUCAUGAGAACCAUCAAACAUGACUUACUGUACAAUGUCUGCUGUCACUGGGAUGCCGACUGUUUGGAUGUUCAAAUAUUCCUGUUUAGAUGAAGAAAUAAUCAUAGUCCUCGAAAAGAGUUUAAAAAAAGGGGUGGGUGCAAACCAGCAUCUUUUUCGCCAUCCCUGGUUUUAAGUUGGCUGUCAAAGUUGACCAACUUCUCAGUUUUAUGUCCAUAUCAUUUUACCCUCAGGGUGAAAGGCAUGAUUUAUAAUCUAGAUUUAACUUUCAUGAUCUUUGAUGCGAGAAAGCAUGUGAGGAUGUCAAUACAGCAGCAUAAGGAAGUUGCCUCUCCUUAAUCAAUGCGCCGCUAUAUCUAGGUCCUUAACAUUAGCACUUAUAAUAACAACAUCGCUAACACAUGGUAAAUAUUUGGGUCACAAAAUGUAUAUGGCGGAUCGUUGGUGCUUUUUGGAUGGUCAUUUAUUGGGUUUUAUGGUCGGUAUAGACACAAUGACAUCAUGACUCUCAAUUGUAAGCGGACUUGGUAACACUUUAGUAUGGGGAACACAUGUUCACCAUUAAUUAGUUGCUUAUUAACAUGCAAAUUAGUAACAUAUUGGCUCUUAAUUAGUCAUUAUUAAGUACUUAUUCAUGCCUUAUUCUGCAUGGCCUUAUUAUACAACCAGUAAGCCAAUAACUAAGAGUCUUCCCUCAAUAACCUCAGAAUUAUUGCUUAUUAGUAACCCUAGCCCUUAUAUGAUCCCCUAGAGCAGUGGUUCUUAACCUUGUUGGAGGUACCGAACCCCACCAGUUUCAUAUGCGCAUUCACCGAACCCUUCUUUAGUGAAAAAUAAAAUGUUUUUUUUUUUUCAAAUUCAAGACAAAGUUAUAUGUUUUUGGUAACACUUUAGUAUGGGGAACAUAUUCUAAGUAACAAAGACUUAAUUUAGAGGUUUUUGGACACUAGGGGAACAUAUUCUAAGUAACAAAGACUUCAUUUAGAAUUAUUUGGUUAGGGCCAGGGUUAGAGGGUUAGGGCCAGGGUUAGAGAGUUAGGGUUAUAAUAAGACCAUGCCGAAUAAGGCAUUAAUAAGGACUAGUUAAGAGCCAAUAUGUUACUAAUUUGCAUGUUAAUAAGCAACUAAUUAAUGGUGAAUAUGUUCCCCAUACUAAAGUGUUACCAUGUUUUUGUACUGGUGCACAAAAUGAACUGUGCAUGAACAUCACCUUGUUCAAACAACAAAACCAACACAGUGCAUAAACUCACAACAAAUUACACACCUGCAAAUCAGUCUGACUUCUGCUGUUGCCGUAUCCGUAAUACGCCGAUAGGGAGAAGUUUUUAUUUACACGAUGAGUCAGGUGUGUUUUGACCUCCGCCGAACCCCUGAGCCCGACUCACCGAACCCCUAGGGUUCAAUCGAACCCAGGUUAAGAACCACUGCCCUAGAGUCGAAAUAACUCUAAAUUAAGUCUUUGUUACUUUAAUAAGCAACUAAUUAAUGGUGAAUAUGUUCCCCAUUCUAAAGUGUUACCGCAGACAUUUAUUUGUCUUUAUUUACGAGUUAGAAUGCACUAAGAAAAGAAAAGCAUGUGUGUUCUUGUCUCUCAUCAGGACUGUGAAUUAUAAGCAAAAUUCCCCCCAAAAAGUGCAGUUUCCUUUUAAGACAUAAAUCGGCCAUAACCAAUCAGAUACUUUUCCACAAAAACCGGCACAGCCCUAUGUGAAAUACUAAUAUAAA
This is a messenger RNA of Nerophis lumbriciformis (worm pipefish), 7960 nucleotides long. RefSeq names its product MLLT1 super elongation complex subunit a (gene mllt1a). Gene Ontology annotation, molecular function: chromatin binding. Gene Ontology annotation, biological process: positive regulation of DNA-templated transcription. NCBI's taxonomy places the organism in Eukaryota, Metazoa, Chordata, Actinopteri, Syngnathiformes, Syngnathidae. The record is from RefSeq and is a predicted model, not a curated record. Gene Ontology annotation, cellular component: transcription elongation factor complex.